Anopheles nili is the source of this 1768-nucleotide messenger RNA. It is a transcript of the gene cass, whose product is annotated as apoptosis inhibitor 5 homolog. The transcript is spliced from 9 exons. The record is from RefSeq and is a predicted model, not a curated record. NCBI's taxonomy places the organism in Eukaryota, Metazoa, Arthropoda, Insecta, Diptera, Culicidae. Gene Ontology annotation, biological process: negative regulation of apoptotic process. Bases 1 to 1698 code for a protein of 565 amino acids. Gene Ontology annotation, cellular component: nucleus. Gene Ontology annotation, molecular function: RNA binding.
AUGGCCAACACGGGUGAUCGAAUAGAAAAACUGUAUAAAAACUACGAAAUCCUUAGCGACGCUAAGGAGAAAAUCGGCGAGCAUGAAGCGGAAUAUAAGGAAAUUCUGGAUGCCGUCAAGGGCUCGGCCAAGGAAAAGCGUCUCGCGUCCCAGUUCAUAGGAAAGUUCUUCAAGCAUUUCCCCGGCUUGGCGGAGGUCGCCAUCGAAAGUCAGCUGGACUUGUGUGAGGAUGAAGACACUCAGAUACGGCGACAAGCCAUCAAGGACUUGCCACAGCUGUGCCGAGAUUCGACCGAACACACGCCAAGAAUAGGAGACAUUUUGGCCCAGAUCCUGAUAACCGAGGAUGCGGCGGAAUUGCUGCAAGUGCAUCAAUCCUUGCUCACAUUGGCAAAGUACGAUGCGGUUGGGACGCUGACUGGAAUUUUCAGCCAGAUAGUUGGCGGUGACGAGACUACCCGGUUCCGAUGCUUCCAGUUCAUUAAUAACAAAAUCAUGAAGUUAGAACCGGAGAUCCUGACGAAAGUGCUGGAAGACUUCAUCAUAGCUGAAGUGAAGAAAAUAACACUGGACGUAAGCUCGGAAGAAUUCCAUUUGUGCAUGUCGAUUCUAAACCAGACGAAACUGAGCAAAACUCUACCCGGUCACGUGGAGUUGGUAACGCUCGCUGCUGAGCAGGCCGAUUUGGAAAGCGAUCCCGGAGCACUCGCAUCCGACGACGAAACCGUUGAGCGAUUCAUACAAUGCUCCACCGAGGCUAUGCCCUAUUUCUCGUCUCAGGUAGAAUCGACGCUGUUCGUAAAGUUUAUGUGCGAAAAGUUCCUUCGCUCGAACGUAUGGAGUUUGAUUGGAGUCGCCGAUGAACAGCACCAAACCCAGCUGCGCCUGCUGAAAGUGUUUGCGGAGAUGUCUUCGUACUGUGGGGCACUCGAAAAGGCCGCCGAAAAGGUGGAAGCAAUCUACGAGGUUUUACUGGAGUACAUGCCAUUACCACCGUUGGAUGCGGACCUGAACGAAACGCCCUCGUUCCAGUUUUCGCACGCCGAAUGUUUGCUAUACUCGCUGCACACACUUGGCAAGCAGGCCGCCGAUGUUCUCACAUUCCCGAACGAUCCCGCCAAGCUGAAGGACUUCCGCUCCCGACUGCAGUAUCUGGCUAGAGGCACACAGGGAUACAUCAAGAAACUGCAGGAAGCCGUCAAGGGUAAAACCACUGAGGAGAUGAAGUCGGAGGAAAAUCAAAUUAAAGUUACGGCACUAAAGACCACCUCCAACAUCAGCACGUUGAUACGUGAUCUGUUCCAUUCGCCGCCAAGCUUCAAAUCGGUUGUACAGCUGUCCUGGGUUGUACCGAAGGGCAAGAAAGCGCAGCACCAACAGAAACAGGAUGACGCCAAGACCGGCAACAAGCGUCACGCAACGAUCACGUACGAUGGCAAUGGCAAAGCGGCAGGAGACACAAAAGGUCCCAAGCAAGGAAAGCCUAGCCCGACUUCACAGAAGAUGUACACCCCACCGUCCGGCAAGUACUCCGGCAAGCUGCAACACAGCUACCAAUCGAAAAAUGGUAAUGCCCGUCGAGUACCCGGCGGUGGUGGAGGAGGCGGUGGUGGCGGUAACUACCGUCGCGGCAGCUUCAGCGGUAAUGGAGGCGGCGGUAGUGGUGGCCGCAAUAAUGGAGGAAAAAGGAAGUAUUAAAUUGUGGUUCCGGACAUGGUUUACGAAAGGAUGCGAAAACGUGCAGCACGUCCCCAUUUCCCAUCUUCUC